Molecule: messenger RNA, 903 nt
Organism: Darwinula stevensoni
Lineage: Eukaryota; Metazoa; Arthropoda; Ostracoda; Podocopida; Darwinulidae
Source: the annotation of a GenBank genome assembly
ACGGUGUCAUCGGGUCUGAAUUCCCUGGCGGCCAUCACGUUGGAGGAUUUCCUCCGUCCGUUUUGCUUCAAGGGGAUCUCGGAUCAACAGGCGGCGACCGUGUGUAAGAUCCUUGCCCUCGCCUAUGGCAUCAUUUCCUUCUGCCUCGUCUUCCUCGUCGAAAAGUGUGGCACGGGCGUCCUUCCCGCAGCCCUGAGCAUCUUCGGGAUCAUCGGGGGGCCUCUCCUGGGCAUUUUCACCCUCGGCAUGUUCUUCCCCUGGGCCAACAACAAGGCGAGCCUCGGCUCCCUGGUCGGAGGCAUCGCAGGAUUCAUCUUCAGUUUCUGGAUCGGCGUGGGAUCGAACCUGGCCUCGACCCAGGAACGCCUCAGCUUCUCCGAGAAGCCCAUGUCCGUCUCGGCCUGCAGCCCGAACGCCACCGACGCGCCCUCCACGCUCUCCCCCGACCAACUGCCCAUGUGGCUCUACCGCCUCUCGUACCUGUGGUACUCGAUGGUCGGCUGCUGGAGCGUGAUCGCGAUCGGGCUCGUGGUCAGCUGGGCGACGGGGAUGCAGAACACGAGGACCCUCAAUCCCAAGCUCGUCUCUCCGAUCUUUCGUUACUUGAGGGAGAAACUCCCCGGCGCCCUCGUUUUCAGGCUGGGACUCGACAUCGGCGAUGAUUACGUGAGUCGUGCGUCUUCGGGCAUCUUCAGCGGCUGGCCGAAUCGAUAUCGCAGCGAGGAUCCAUUCGCGGCGGGCACGGCGGGGCUGAAGGCGAAUCCCUCGCGGGCGUCCAUGCUCACCAGCUUGAACGGGGAGGCGACGUUCUCCCGCGACUCCAGCGUUUAUCAGGUCUUCGACGACGUUCUCAAGCGACAGCAGCACAUCGGGCUCAGGGUCUUUCGGGGAUCGGACGUCUGA